Molecule: messenger RNA, 565 nt
Organism: Linum tenue
Lineage: Eukaryota; Viridiplantae; Streptophyta; Magnoliopsida; Malpighiales; Linaceae
Source: the annotation of a GenBank genome assembly
AUGUGCUGCUGCUGCUGUGGGGAUGACUGCGAAUGCAGGCCGCUUGCCUUUCUGCUAGGCCUUCCUUUUGCCUUCGUCUCCCUCAUCCUCUCCAUUAUAGGCAUCAUCAUAUGGAUUCCUGGCUUGCUGUUGAGUUGCAUAUGCCCGUGCUGUUUCUGCGUGACGAUCAUAGUGGAGUUUGCGCUCGGGUUGAUCAAGGCGCCAUUUCUUGUGAUGGAGUGGUUUAUCUCCAAGAUUCCUUGUUAGGGGUUUAAGUUGCAGAGUUCUUUCUUUUUGCAAGGAGGGAUUGAUUAGAGAGAUUGGAGAAACAUGUUUGAUUGGUUCCGCCGUCGUUGAUCCUUUUCUUUUUUCCCCUGACAUGAACAAAGAUGAUUUAUGAAGCUAUUUCCCCGUCUUGAUCCUUUUGCUUUCUUUCUUUUGCAACUAAUGUGCGUCAUUUUUGGCGGUUUGUUGGUUCCGUCGUCGUUGCCACGUGGCAACGUUGAUGACUUGGUCAACGGUUUUGGUGGUGGGCCUGAGGAACUUUGUGGACCAUGGUGGUCCAGCCGUCCUGGGCCAUGAGUUG